This is a messenger RNA of Colletotrichum lupini, 1635 nucleotides long. RefSeq lists its product as uncharacterized. The record is from RefSeq and is a predicted model, not a curated record. Bases 1 to 1635 code for a protein of 544 amino acids. The transcript has 16 exons. NCBI's taxonomy places the organism in Eukaryota, Fungi, Ascomycota, Sordariomycetes, Glomerellales, Glomerellaceae.
AUGAGAGCACGAGAAAGAGCCCACCUCACCACGUCGAAUGCGAGGAAAGGGACGCCCAGGAAUGCCGUGGUGGCGGGUCCGGCCCAAGUAUCCCUACCAACGAGGUACAUGCGCCACAUGCCACUAUUAUUCAUGCUAUCUUAUGUGUUCCUCCCUACAGACUAUGCCCCGCAAUUUUGGGUAGAUGUUCGUGAGCUUCAAAAGCACGUAUCCCUGUCCGUCCCGCCCGUGGGCAGUAAAACCCGCAGGGCAGGCGCAUUAUCAAACUUGUCUGUAGCUGUAGCAAGCAACAGCAGCAGCAGCACCAACAAUAGCUCGCAUGCUGGUACACGAACUCUCGCCCCGCCAAAUCGUGUCAAAGUGGAAUGCUGGAAGGGACGGAGAGAGUCAAAAAAGAAGGCAAAAGAGGGUCUCGGCCGCAAAGGUGAGGAGGAGGAGGAGGAGGAGCAGAAGGAGGAGGGGAUAAGCUCCCACACUCGAGCAGUCCCGUCACAAACUCGCAGUCGCAGCCGCGUUCCUGAGAUGCUCAAGUGCUUUCUCCAACGAAUGAACGGAAUCGCCCCUCUCUCUCCCCCUCUCCUUCCUUCCGGCACGGAAGACAUACGCGAACGCACGGCGCUUUCCUGCAUGCCGUGGACGCAAGUCAGCAGCAAGAAGGAAGCAUGGGAGAGGAGGGGAGGGGAGCUGCUCUUGCUCUUGAGGGAGACGGGAGAGGAAAGAAGCGCCCGGUCAACAAGUCGCUGCUCAACACGUAUGCGUGCCUUAUCUGACAGUUUGCCGGAGCACCCGCUGAUCUGUGUCCUCGCGGACGGGUUACUUCCACCCACCACCUCUACACUCGUGUCCAGUCUUCAUUCAUUUCUGCAGAAGCGGUGGUUCGUUCGGAGGAUGAUCUCCGCCGUAUACCAUCUCAAGUAUCAAGAAGGCGCAAGAGACCCCCAAGUUCCUCCCGCAACCCAAUUGGCCAUGCGCCCACCCCGGCUUAUCGCUUCACAUCACCCCAAACUUUAUCACGGGGAGAUCCCAAGCCAACGGCUGGCGCUCGUCCUGCACCACUACGCCCUAGGCCCAAAUAGCGGGACACAGCAAGCCGAAUUGGGGGACGAAGCUUUGCACUCUUCUUCACCUCUCGGGGCUCUUGUUGCUUUCUCCUCAUCCAAAAAUCCCUCCACGCUUGGAUGCGAUGCUAUGCGGUCCGGUCUUCAGCCCACUCGAGCUUGUGUGAGGUGGACCGUGGGAGGGGGAGGCCCGGGAGGGGCCUCUCUGCGCCUCCCAUCUUGCAUUCCGUUGCUUGUGAAGCUCCUCGUCCUGGCGCUGUUUUCUCCUACGGAAUCUACAUUGGCUGUCUUCUACGCCAGUCACCCUUCCCAAUCUCCAAUUUUGUUCCACGGAAUUCGCCUCUCGGAACUCGGGCUGUGGCCAUCCUUUCCUGGACACGCUGCCGCGGCUCUCAUCGCCGGCCAUACCGUCUUCGUCCAGCUUGGCCGGGUGAACAAUCAAAUGGCACCUCGGAAGCCAAGCAUUGAGGACGACGUGAAUCCACCUAUCUGUACGCCGUCGCCACUUUCAGUCGGUCUCUUCUCUCACUUGACUGGCCAUCGACGCGACGACCCGUUUCUCGUCUUCCCACUAUAA